Dovyalis caffra is the source of this 1848-nucleotide messenger RNA. Lineage: Eukaryota; Viridiplantae; Streptophyta; Magnoliopsida; Malpighiales; Salicaceae. The record is from the annotation of a GenBank genome assembly.
AUGAAGUUUCUUGCUUUGCUUCCCCUUCUCCUUCUAGUCAAUUUCUUGCAUCAACCCUACACGGUGGUAGGAGCUGAUCUUAUAGAAGAAACUUGCAAGAAAACCAAGUAUCCUGCUCUUUGCGUGAAAACCCUAAAGUCAAAUCCAAAAAGCUCUGCUGCUGAUGCCAAAGGCCUCGUUCAUAUCAUUCUAGAAGCUAACUUGGCAAAUGCUAAAGGUACUUCGGCCAAAGUAAGCAAAAUGUUUAAGGAGGCUGGUAGUAAAGAUUUUAAGGAAUGCCUCGAUGUGUGUGCAGAGGUAUAUGACUCUGCUGCCACCGAGGAUUUUCCUACUGCGAUUCAAAGUUUAGAGAAAAAUGAUCUUGCUACAGCAAAAAUUCAUGUAAGCGCUGCUUCUGAUGCUCCAGAUAACUGUAAGGACGCAUUUUCGGAGGAUCCAAGUGUCCACACACCACCUGAUUUAGCCAGACUGAAUGAUUAUUUUGAUCAGCUUUCUAUAAUAGCUCUCGCAAUGAUCCUACCUACAGAAGCCAGUAUGGGUGAUUGGAUUAGUGGUUUACCAGAUGAGAUCCUUUUCCGCAUCAUUUCUUCUCUCCCCUUCGAAUCUGCUGUACAAACAAUUGUUCUUUCAAAUCGAUGGAGACUUCUGUGGGAGACUGCAUUAGUGCAACAUGGCACCAACAAGGAUGUAGCUAACGCAAUGUCUGGUUUUCUUGUCAAUUUUGAUGAGCAAGAUCCAUCAAAGAAUACCAGGAAAUUUCAGUUCCACUUUUGCAAUGGUAGUGUCCUCUUGGCUAUCAUUGGAUGUAAUGACAGCCUUCAUCUCCAUUUCUCUGCUGGAAAACCAGAAUCUCCUCGACAGUUCGGCUUGCAAUUAAAGUUCAAUCACCAAAACCUUGCCAGCCAACCAUCUCCAUCUUCCUUUUAUGUUAAAAACCUUCAUCUGAUGUCAGUGACCUAUCUUACGAACGAGGUGGUUUCUUCCAUAAUAACAAACUUUCAGCUUCUUGAGACCUUGAAAAUCACUGGCUGCAACUGUUUACAAUCGUUAAGUGUGGGCUCUGACACAAAGCUUCUGAGCUUAACCAUCUUUGACUGUCCACAACUAAAAUCUCUCCACAUCAGAUCUUUUAAGCUUCGCACAUUCCGCUAUCGAGGGCCACUACCUUGGAUUUGGCCUGAAUAUCACUUUAACCUGGCCGAUGCCUUGCUUGGUUCCAGAGAAGGACCUGGCUAUAGUAGCUUUACUGGCCGUGACUUUGGCUCGGUUCUCUUGACUAUAAAGAAUGUAAAAGUGCUCACUCUGUGCAAAUGGACGUUUGAGGCGUUGAUCCGUCCAUCGCUAUCCAACUUACUUGCAGAUUUCCAAUUCUAUAAUUUAAAAGAGUUGUGGUGGAUUGAUAAUUCAAUCGAAAGAUAUGGCAGCGAUGCUUUAAUCUCUUUCCUGAAAUUAUGUCCUUCAUUACAGCAACUCUUCGUGACAAUUGAUCCUAAAAGCUACUGCAUGGAAAGCAGCACAAAAUGUUCUAUACGAGCUGGCAGGAAUACACGGCUGCAUGAUCUAAAACUUGUUAAACUGGAUGGAUUUGAAAAUGAAGCAGAUGAGAUACUCUUGGCAGAACAUAUAGGAAAGGUUGUCACUACUGAGCCACUAAUUCUAGCAUCAUCAGAUGGGAUUUCCUUGCGAAGAUUGAUUGAGGUAAGCUCAAACCAGCCAAAGCAGAGCAGUACAGACAACUUGGAAGCGGUAGUAGCACCCCAUUCAUGUGAAAGGAAGUGUUCUUAUAAGUUUGUGGAAGUUCAAGAUAUGAAGGAAUUGUGUCUUAAACAUGUUCAUAUGGGUCUUUGA